GGGGCUGGCCUCCCUGCUGCUCACAAACAGCCAGCCAGCCAGCUCCGGGGAGGCAACCCACAGGCUCUUCCUCAGGCCCCUAGCUGGGUGCUGCUCCCCCACUUCGCCAGAGGGAAAGCGCUCUUGGAGAGCUUGACAGGUGCAGAACCUCAGCCAUGCUGGCCUUCCUGUUCUGUGGCUUGCUUCUGGCGGCCCGUGGCUCUGUCUCCUGGACCUUGCCGGAUCCUGAGGAGUCCAGCUUCGACUUAGCAGAGAUCAAACCAGACCUGGCUGAGAAGAUAAGCGACACCCACGCCAAAGUGCAGGAGAUCUGGUUGGAGCUGGGACGACGGCAGGAGGUGGAUGCCAAAGAGAUGUACGCAGUCUGCCAGGUGCAGCCAUCAGCCUCGCUGGCCACCGAUCAGCCGCGGGUCACCGGCCUGGUCCUCUUCCGGCAGCUGUCGCCGGGCGCCAGGCUCGAGGCCUUCUUCGAUCUGGAGGGCUUCCCCGCAGAACCGAACGUCUCCAGCCGCGCCAUCCACGUGCAUCAGUUCGGGGACCUGAGCCAGGGCUGCGAGUCCACCGGGCCGCACUACAACCCUAUGGCUGUGCAGCACCCGCAGCACCCGGGCGACUUCGGCAACUUCGCGGUGCGCGACGGCCGCCUCUGGAAGUACCGCACCGGCCUGGCCGCGUCGCUGGCCGGCCCGCACUCGAUCUUGGGCCGCGCCGUGGUGGUCCACGCCGGCGAGGAUGACCUGGGCCACGGCGGCAACCAGGCCAGCGUGGAGAACGGCAAUGCCGGUCGCCGGCUCGCCUGCUGCGUGGUGGGCGCCAGCACCCCCGCGGCCUGGGCUCGCCAGACGCAGGAGCACACCGAGCGCAAGAAGCGGCGGCGGGAGAGCGAGUGCAAGGCCGCUUAAGAGUCACUCCGGGCAGCCCACCCAUGCCGUGCCGCUCAUAGAUGCCUCUGCGCGCUUCAGUCGCCUCCACGCAUCCCAGACAGAUGCCUUCCAGACAUCUCAGGCGCCUCUGAGAGUCUCACAUGCUUCCACUCACCCCCCAGGCACUUCUGUAUGGCCCCAGAUGCCUUCACGAACCUCCCCCUGCCCCCAGUCACCUCUGCACUCCCCAGAUGCCCGCCUCCACCCCCCACCUCAUCCCAUGGCCUAGACACCUAACCCAGGAAUCCUUUCAUGUCCUAGACAUUUCCACAGACCUGGAACUAACUCCUUUGUGCUCCCAGAUAGCUCCAUAUGAUGGAGGUUCCCCUCCAUGCUGGACACUCUACCUUAAGGGCCCUAUGUGUCCAGACAAUCACAGAUGCUCCUACAAUCCCCUUUGAAACAGUCUUUGAUUCUGUUUGCUCCCAGAGAAUCCCCCCCCACUCCCAUCACCUCCAAGAUCGCACGUGCUCAGAUACUCUCUUUCCACUCUGGGGACUUCCCAGUCAGCACCGUUGAGAAUACUCCCCCGCAGGUGUACCGAAAUACGCCCCCCCACACACACACACAUACACAUACACAUAUACCCUACUUCCUCCAGCCCUUCCUUUCUCUUCUAUCCCCUAACACAAGAGACUUCUCUCUUCCCUAGGGACCUCUUCUUUCCUCCUUUUGUUCUUCCUAGGUGCUCUGAGAUCACCUUGCCUCACACACACCUAGGGUUCCGCGGCUCAAUUCACCUCCUGGGGUGCCCUUGGUUCUGUUUCCAGCUGUUCCCCAUAUAGUGCCUGCACCCCAAGGAGAUCAGCUCCUGGGAGGGUAUUUGGCAACCUGUGUGUUGCACAUUAAAGCACAGCAAUUCAGUCCUUCA
Messenger RNA from Onychomys torridus (southern grasshopper mouse), 1794 nucleotides. RefSeq names its product superoxide dismutase 3 (gene Sod3). Gene Ontology annotation, biological process: removal of superoxide radicals. NCBI's taxonomy places the organism in Eukaryota, Metazoa, Chordata, Mammalia, Rodentia, Cricetidae. Bases 156 to 902 code for a protein of 248 amino acids. The transcript is spliced from 2 exons. Gene Ontology annotation, molecular function: superoxide dismutase activity; copper ion binding. The record is from RefSeq and is a predicted model, not a curated record.